AUGCAAUUGAAUGUUUUCGAAGAUUUAUUAAAAUUAGAAACACAAGUCUCCAUGGAAUAUCUGCCAACAAAUUUCAAUCACGUCGAUAAUUUUAGACGGCCCAACCUUUAUUCGCCGAUUGUUCAAGAUCAACUAGCAGUUGAAUUGAAACAAAAGCAAUUUAAAAAUAUACAAGAAGCGAAACGUGCAUGGCUCGAUAUCUACGUAAAUAUUUAUGAAGUUCAGUAUCAAGAAUAUGAUCAACAUUAUCAGAAAGAAUUCAACCAAUUUCAAGUCAUCAGUCUCAAUGAUGGACAAAAAUAUGGAGUAGAUCUUUUCAAUUCGUUCAUGACUUAUAUAAAUCAUCGAACCGAUCGAAUAAAACAGGAGAUCUAUUCAGAAAAAAUAUUAAUCUAUCGAAGGAAAUUAGUACGCCGCCGCCGUCGUCAUCAUCAUCAUCAGGAAGAUUUAAGAUCGAAAAAGAGUCCGUUCAUACGAGUUGCUGCAAAGAUUAUCAUUGAUCUUAUUCGUCAUCCAUUUACUACUACUGAAAUCAAUUAUCUUUCGAGACUAAAUCAAAGUUCACUUCGUCCGGCUCAUCAACGAGAAAAACAAAUUCAACAGUGUCUAACCAAAAUUAUAGAUCGUUUGAAGCAAUUCUUCGCCAAAAUGGAAAACUAUCCAAAAAUACCAGUUACAUCACCAUUGUAUAAAUUCUAUUCUGACCAGCUUCGUACGUAUUUCACACAUUGCAACAUGACGCCAUUAUCAUUAACGGAUCAACUACGUGCACGACGAGAACUGAAGCUAGUUAAAUCGAUUCGACGAAAAUUAAAAAAGUACAAACUUGUUCUUCGUAAAACAGACAAAAUUAGUGUUUUUCAUAUUGGCUGUGCUGUGGAUUAUAAACGAAAGGCAGCUGAUUAUCCCAUAACAACACAAGCAUAUGAAGAGUUGAAUACAAAUCCGUUCAAUCAAACCAUCUACGACGUCACUUAUCAACUGAAUCAACUGAAAAUAGACAGGAAAAUAUCCGAGUCACAACGACUACAAAUGGUACCAAAUCGAGCAACAACGGAACUAUCGUACAUGUAUAAUCUUCCCAAAUCACACAAAGCAAUGAUCAUCUUAAACUCAAAGGAACGCCACUUCGACACAUCAUAA
This is a messenger RNA of Adineta ricciae, 1143 nucleotides long. The record is from the annotation of a GenBank genome assembly. Lineage: Eukaryota; Metazoa; Rotifera; Eurotatoria; Adinetida; Adinetidae.